UUGGCCUACCAAAGUGGUGGGAUUACAGGCGUGAGCCACCACGCCAGGCCGAGAACAUUUUGUUUUAAACCUACAUUGACGGGACAGAAUGAUCCAUUACAAUGUGACAGGUAUGAUGCUGUGGUUCUCAACCCUGGGCAAGAUCCAUCCCAAAUUAAGAGAAUCAGAAUAGGGGCCCCAGGGAAGGCAUCCAAUUUUUGCUUUUUUUUUUUUUAUUUUUUAAAUAGUUUUAAAGCUGCUUCUGGCACCUUUACAUCCUAGUUGCUCUACGUUGGGAAUAAUAGCAGAGGCACCCAGAACUGAGCAUCGCUUUUUGUUUUUAAACUCCUUAGGCAAUGCCAGCGUAGCUGGAUCUGAAAGGCUUAUGAGCAGAAGGAAGGGUUUUUGACUCAAAAAGAUCUGAAUACGAAUUCUGGCUGUUCCUUAAGCAAAUGAGAUCCUGUUUUCUGUUUGCUCAUCUGUGGGAGAAUUGUAAUGGUCCUUUUCCUGUUAAUAGAGGAAAAAAGCUUCUGUGAUUUGUCCAGAUCAGGAGUAUUUGAGAACUAUUAAAGAAGAACUUAGGAUAUAGCCCAGCGUAGAGAAAGAGCUAGACACGUAGAUACUAAUUACGAAUACGCUGGCUGGAGAAGUAACUUUGUGAGCUAUAAAGGAGGCGAUGACUUGUGAUGAGAAAGGGCUGAUGGGAUCAGAAUCCAGUCUGUGUCCAUAAGAUGGAGUCAAGUCCACUGUUAUACAGGAGUCAAACCGGUGACCUUGUGGAGGGGAACAACACCGAUUACUCGGUCCUGGCCUGGGGGACCAUGGCUUCCUGUUGAGCAGCUACUCCUGCCUUCCCUUGGUAUAGCAGAGAUGUGAAAAUCUAGCUCCAAGUCAGAUGUGUUUAGGAAACUUUGGGCUAACAAAGGGAAACGUUUGUUUCCUCGAGGCUGUGAGAGCUGUUGUUAAUGUGCUGGGCAGCACUGUGUCCUGAGCAGGAGCCUGUGGGGACUUGGCACAGAGCCUUGGUGUGUCCCACUGCACCUCCAGACCAGACACCAGACUGCAGAGUCGGGACCACCGCACCUCCAGACCAGACCGCAGAGUCGGGGCCACCGCACCUCCACACCGCAGAGUCAGGGCCACUGCACCUCCACACCGCAGAGUCAGGGCCACCGCACCUCCAGACCAGACCGCAGAGUUGGGGCCACCGCACCUCCAGACCAGACCUCAGAGUCGGUGCUACCGCACCUCCACACCGCAGAGUCAGGGCCACCGCACCUCCAGACCAGACCUCAGAGUCGGCGCUACCGCACCUCCACACCGCAGAGUCAGGGCCACCGCACCUCCACACCGCAGAGUCAGGGCCACCACACCUCCACACCGCAGAGUCAGGGUCACCGCACCUCCACACCGCAGAGUCAGGGCCACCGCACCUCCAGACCAGCCCUCAGAGUCGGUGCUACCGCACCUCCACACCGCAGAGUCAGGGCCACCGCACCUCCAGACCAGACCGCAGAGUUGGGGCCACCGCACCUCCAGACCAGACCUCAGAGUCGGCGCUACCGCACCUCCACACCGCAGAGUCAGGGCCACCGCACCUCCACACCGCAGAGUCAGGGCCACCACACCUCCACACCGCAGAGUCAGGGUCACCGCACCUCCACACCGCAGAGUCAGGGCCACCGCACCUCCAGACCAGACCUCAGAGUCGGUGCUACCGCACCUCCACACCGCAGAGUCAGGGCCACUGCACCUCCAGACCAGACCUCAGAGUCGGGGCCACCGCACCUCCACACCACAGAGUCAGGGCCACUGCACCUCCAGACCAGACCGCAGGGUCGGGGCCACCGCACCUCCAGACCAGACCGCAGGGUCGGGGCCACCGCACCUCCAGACCAGACCUCAGAGUUGGUGCUACCGCACCUCCACACCGCAGAGUCAGGGCCACUGCACCUCCAGACCAGACCUCAGAGUCGGUGCCACCGCACCUCCACACCGCAGAGUCAGGGCCACUGCACCUCCAGACCAGACCGCAGGGUCAGGGCCACCGCACCUCCAGACCAGACCUCAGGGUCGGGGCCACCGCACCUCCAGACCAGACCUCAGAGUCGGUGCUACCGCACCUCCACACCACAGAGUCAGGGCCACCGCACCUCCAGACCAGACCUCAGAGUCGGUGCCACCGCACCUCCACACCGCAGAGUCAGGGCCACUGCACCUCCAGACUAGAUCGCAGGGUUGGGGAGCCAUCGUAUGGGGCUCCCCAUGAAGCGCUGCCUUCAGAUGGGGCAUCUGUGGAGGGACUUGUGUAAGUGGACUGUGUUUAGUGAGAGAGAGAAGCUGGUUUCUAAAAAGGAUUUUUUUUUUUGCUUUGGAAUAUUUUACUGUGGACUGAGGAGAAAUGAUUAUUGUGCUUUUGAUGGUCGUUGGUGAUACAUAAGGAGAAUUGAAGUUACAGAGGGUAUUUUGGUACUUAGCAGAUUAUAAUU
Pongo pygmaeus (Bornean orangutan) is the source of this 2468-nucleotide messenger RNA. RefSeq lists its product as uncharacterized. The coding region runs from base 945 to 2291 and encodes 448 amino acids. Lineage: Eukaryota; Metazoa; Chordata; Mammalia; Primates; Hominidae. The transcript has 3 exons. The record is from RefSeq and is a predicted model, not a curated record.